This is a messenger RNA of Glycine soja, 2369 nucleotides long. RefSeq names its product putative pentatricopeptide repeat-containing protein At3g01580. NCBI's taxonomy places the organism in Eukaryota, Viridiplantae, Streptophyta, Magnoliopsida, Fabales, Fabaceae. Gene Ontology annotation, molecular function: protein binding; RNA binding. The record is from RefSeq and is a predicted model, not a curated record. The transcript is spliced from 2 exons. Bases 84 to 2348 code for a protein of 754 amino acids. Gene Ontology annotation, biological process: RNA modification.
AGCAAAUUUUUUUCCAUCAAAGGUUUUCAAUUGAGCCCGAAAUUCCCAAAAUGCCUCGCCUUCUGAUGGCAAGACAUUAAUGAAUGUUGAAAGCUUCCUUGUCUGGGCGCGUGUUGCUAAGAAGAUUAACAACAUUGACAUGGUCGUGUCCAUGUAGAGCGAGCAUGCUGUUUGGAACUAAAGUCAAUGCUCACGCCAUUGCUAUGCUUAUAACAUUCACACGCCAACAACACUCACUUCCCAUUCACUUCACCGUUACCUCCUUCCACCGCCUCAAGUCUCCACCCAAUCUUCACGAAGCCAGAACGUUGCACGCUCUUCUUCUCGUUUUGGGUUUCUUUCAACCCACGUGUCCUCAUUCAUCAUCCUUUGCUUCCCAACUUGUCAAUGUCUAUGUCAACUUUGGUUCCCUCCAACACGCGUUUCUCACCUUCCGUGCACUGCCUCACAAACCCAUCAUUGCUUGGAACGCCAUACUCAGAGGUCUGGUUGCUGUUGGCCACUUCACCAAAGCCAUUCACUUUUAUCACUCCAUGCUCCAACAUGGUGUGACACCUGAUAACUACACAUACCCUCUUGUCCUCAAGGCUUGUUCUUCCUUGCAUGCACUGCAAUUAGGAAGAUGGGUUCAUGAGACCAUGCACGGUAAAACAAAGGCUAAUGUUUACGUUCAGUGUGCUGUGAUUGACAUGUUUGCUAAGUGUGGAAGCGUUGAGGAUGCACGUAGGAUGUUUGAGGAAAUGCCGGAUAGAGACUUGGCCUCGUGGACUGCCUUGAUAUGUGGGACCAUGUGGAAUGGUGAGUGUCUUGAAGCACUUUUGCUAUUCAGAAAGAUGAGAUCGGAAGGUCUGAUGCCUGAUUCGGUGAUUGUGGCGUCUAUCUUACCGGCAUGUGGAAGAUUGGAGGCUGUGAAAUUGGGGAUGGCGUUGCAGGGCUGUGCCGUGAGGAGUGGCUUUGAGAGUGAUUUGUAUGUCUCCAAUGCUGUGAUAGACAUGUACUGUAAAUGCGGUGACCCACUUGAGGCCCAUCGCGUGUUUAGUCACAUGGUUUAUAGCGAUGUAGUUUCUUGGAGUACCUUGAUUGCUGGCUACUCACAAAACUGCCUAUACCAAGAGAGUUAUAAACUGUAUAUUGGAAUGAUAAAUGUGGGUUUAGCAACAAAUGCGAUUGUUGCCACGAGCGUUCUUCCUGCUUUGGGAAAACUCGAGUUGUUGAAACAAGGGAAGGAGAUGCACAACUUUGUUCUUAAAGAAGGACUCAUGUCUGAUGUUGUUGUAGGAAGUGCAUUGAUUGUUAUGUAUGCUAAUUGUGGGUCUAUCAAGGAAGCAGAGUCAAUAUUUGAGUGCACGUCAGAUAAGGAUAUCAUGGUGUGGAAUUCAAUGAUAGUAGGGUAUAAUUUAGUUGGUGACUUUGAGUCAGCAUUCUUUACUUUCAGAAGAAUUUGGGGAGCUGAACAUAGGCCAAAUUUCAUUACUGUAGUAAGUAUCCUUCCUAUAUGCACCCAAAUGGGAGCUCUUAGACAGGGAAAGGAAAUCCAUGGUUAUGUGACCAAGAGCGGUCUAGGAUUAAAUGUUUCUGUGGGAAACUCUCUAAUAGACAUGUACAGCAAAUGCGGAUUUCUAGAACUCGGAGAGAAGGUCUUUAAACAGAUGAUGGUAAGGAAUGUCACAACAUAUAACACUAUGAUCUCGGCCUGUGGAUCUCAUGGCCAGGGUGAAAAAGGUUUGGCAUUUUAUGAGCAAAUGAAGGAGGAAGGAAAUAGACCAAACAAAGUCACUUUUAUUUCACUGUUAUCUGCAUGUAGUCAUGCAGGUCUCCUUGAUAGAGGGUGGUUGUUGUAUAAUUCAAUGAUUAAUGAUUAUGGAAUUGAGCCAAAUAUGGAACACUACUCGUGCAUGGUGGAUCUCAUUGGUAGAGCAGGAGAUCUUGAUGGUGCAUACAAGUUCAUCACAAGGAUGCCUAUGACACCAGAUGCCAAUGUCUUUGGGAGCUUACUAGGUGCUUGUCGACUUCACAACAAAGUGGAACUGACUGAGCUUCUUGCAGAGCGUAUUUUACAAUUGAAAGCUGAUGAUUCAGGCCACUAUGUUCUUUUGUCAAAUUUAUAUGCCUCUGGGAAAAGAUGGGAAGACAUGUCAAAGGUGAGAAGCAUGAUAAAAGAUAAAGGGUUGGAGAAAAAACCAGGAAGUAGCUGGAUUCAGGUGGGUCACUGCAUUUAUGUUUUCCAUGCUACCAGUGCCUUUCAUCCUGCGUUUGCAAAGAUUGAGGAGACUCUGAAUAGCUUAUUGUUAGUGAUGAAAAGUGAAGACUAUAUGUUAACCAACGUUAAUGAUAAACUUUUAACGUGAAGUGAAUAUGAUAUCCUCAAA